This is a messenger RNA of Fopius arisanus, 1817 nucleotides long. RefSeq names its product Autophagy-related 18a (gene Atg18a). Gene Ontology annotation, molecular function: protein binding; phosphatidylinositol-3-phosphate binding; phosphatidylinositol-3,5-bisphosphate binding. The record is from RefSeq and is a predicted model, not a curated record. Gene Ontology annotation, cellular component: extrinsic component of membrane; phagophore assembly site membrane; cytosol. NCBI's taxonomy places the organism in Eukaryota, Metazoa, Arthropoda, Insecta, Hymenoptera, Braconidae. Gene Ontology annotation, biological process: autophagy of mitochondrion; protein localization to phagophore assembly site; nucleophagy.
CGGUUUGUCAGCUGUUCAGUUCAAUAUGGAAAUGGAAUAAUAGGAUAGUCUGGCAGUGCCGUCAGUUCCGUGGAAUAGUGACCAUAUACUCACCUCCCCCCACUGACAAAACCAUUGCAAAAUAUUAUUUUUCAGAAGCCCAUAUAAACCACACAAUCCCAGCCCAAGUCCCAUGAUAAAAAUCCAAAAAAAACUCAAGAGUGAACAAAUUAUAUGCAAAAUCUAGCGCGCAACGUGGAUGUAUUGACGCAAGGACUUAAAUACAGUAUAUCUGGACUCAUGAACCUCGCAAAUCGAACAACUGAACCUCAGAGUGGUGCUUAUUUCGUAAACUUCAAUCAGGACUGCACAUCGUUGGCCGUUGGAUCAAAGUCCGGUUACAAGCUAUUUUCACUCAAUUCGGUUGACUAUUUGGAGAAAAUAUUUGAAAAUGAUUCCGAAGACAUCUUCAUCGUCGAGAGACUCUUCAGCAGCAGUCUUAUGGCGGUUGUUAAUUACUCAUCCCCGAGGAAACUUAAAGUUUGUCAUUUCAGGAAGGGAACGGAGAUUUGCAACUACAGUUACUCAAACACUAUUUUGGCUGUGAAACUUAAUAGAGCGAUUAGAUGGAAAACAGGAUGAAGUUGAUUGUGCCAGUGUAUCUACAUUAGGUGAUACAACAGCUGUGACACCUGCAGCCCCCAUAGUACAAAAUCCAGCCUGCAUAAAUAGCUACGCGGGUGCGUUGCGCGGCCGCUCGCCAGACUCCAUGUCAGAGUCGGAAAAAUACCACGAGAUGAUAGCAGCUACGGAGAGUCCACCGAAGGGAGGCGGGACCUUCCGACUGGACGAUGACACCGAAUUUCCACCAGUGACACAAAGAUUAACAGAUUGAACAAAUCAACUUCGAUAAUCUCGAAACAUAUCAGGCAAUGCGAGAAUUGGAAAAUGAGUGGAAUAUAGAUGAUAUGCUGAAAAAAGUCAAGAGAUACAGAGAAAAAAAUCAGUAGCAAAAAAAGUAAAAGAUAAUUGAACCUGACCAAUAAUUAACAUUAUUUCCAAAUCUAAGGAGGAUACCAUUGUUUUCAUAGGAAUCUUUUUUGCAGCUCUCAUUAAGUUCUACAAAAGAGGUCCCAAUGAGAAUUCCACUAUCUCUCUUCAAACUCGAGUUAUUCCUCGAACUAUUAAGUAUCACCUAAAUCCACUCGUUAUCCUUUACAUUUUUUGGCUGCUGAAUUGAAGUGGUCGAUUGAAAUGAACGCCCAUUCGAAAUCACUGGGGGUAAUUGUCCCUUCCGGUUCUAUCGACAACGUUUUUUCGGUAAUUAACGUUGCGCCUAAUGAGGGACUGAUUGAAAAAUGCAAAAAAAAAUGAAUAAAAACCAGAGAAACGACAAAAAAAAUUGAUAAGAGAAUUAACUCAGACGUUUGUUGUGUAUUUAAUUAAAAAUAUUUAGAUGAUUUAUCAUUGGUAAUCCGUGGGGUGACGAUCGGUGCCAAUUUGUUCGCAGAUCCACGUGGGUUCGAUGAUAAUUAGCAACAACGACGCGCUUCUGAUAUCAUUUGUGGAAUAAAGUGGAUGAAGUGGUCCUUCCGUUGUAGAUGAAUUUUCUCUUUUCGCGGGGCAAUUGGAGCUCCAGGCAGGAUUUAAUGUUCAGUAAUGAAUUUGAGAUGAAAGUUGGACACUUUGCGGUGACAAAUGAUAAUGAAAAUGAAGUGAUUGGGGGUAAUGGAGUCAAUAGAUCCACAAAAAAUGUGUCCUUUUGGCCGUUUUAUACUAACGCGUCUUUGUUUAGUGAAUGAAAAAAAUAAAACGACAUAGUUUUACUUUUAUAAAAA